AUGAAAUUGGACGUAAAGAAAUCUUUCAGCAAUCGAUCCGAUAGAGUCAAAGGCAUCGAUUUCCACCCGACGGAACCAUGGGUGCUCACGACAUUGUACUCAGGGCGCGUUGAAAUCUGGAACUACGAAACGCAAACGGAAGUCAGAUCUAUUACAGUCACAGAGACGCCUGUUAGGGCAGGUAGGUUUGUUGCCAGGAAGAAUUGGAUUGUUGUAGGAAGUGACGACUUCAGAAUUAGAGUAUACAACUACAAUACUGGGGAAAAAGUGGUCGACUUUGAAGCUCAUCCUGAUUAUAUCCGCUCUAUCGCUGUACAUCCAACCAAGCCAUACAUUCUGUCAGGUAGUGAUGACUUAACAGUGAAAUUAUGGAACUGGGAAAGAAAUUGGGCACUGGAGCAGAGUUUCGAGGGCCACGAGCAUUUCGUGAUGUGCGUCGCGUUCAAUCCAAAGGAUCCCAACACCUUCGCAUCCGGCUGUCUGGAUAGCACAGUCAAGGUCUGGUCUUUGGGUCAAUCUCAACCCAAUUUCACGCUGACCACUGGACAGGAAAAAGGCGUGAACUUCGUGGAUUACUAUCCGCUACCCGAUAAGCCCUACCUCAUCACAUCCUCGGAUGACUUGACCGUGAAGAUCUGGGAUUACCAAACUAAAUCUUGCGUCGCAACGCUGACAGGUCAUAUGUCGAACGUCUCGUUCGCGAUCUUCCACCCAACAUUGCCUGUAAUCAUUUCAGGUUCAGAAGACGGAACUCUCAAAAUCUGGAACUCCUCGACCUAUAAGCUGGAGAAAACUUUGAACUUGGGGUUAGAGAGAAGUUGGUGUAUUGCUACUCAUCCUGCCGGUAAGAAGAAUUACGUGGCUUCUGGUUUCGAUAAUGGAUUCACUGUUCUGGCCAUAGGCAAUGAUGUUCCAAUAUUAUCGCUAGACCCAGUUGGUAAGCUUGUAUGGUCUGGUGGUAAAAAUGCUGCCGCGUCCGAUAUUUUCACCGCUAUUAUUAGAGGUAACGAAGAGGUCGAAGAGAACGAACCUCUGUCUUUACCAACAAAGGAGCUGGGUUCGGUCGACGUUUUCCCACAACUAUUGACACAUUCACCUAACGGUAGAUUUGUCACGGUGGUAGGUGACGGUGAGUAUGUCAUCUAUACGGCGCUGGCAUGGAGAAAUAAGUCGUUUGGCAAAUGUCAUGACUUCGUUUGGGGCCCUGACUCUAACAGCUAUGCUAUUGUCAAUGAGAAUGGCCAAGUAAAGUAUUUCAAGAAUUUCAAGGAGGUUACCUCUUGGUCUAUUCCCUUGACAUACGGAGUAGACAAACUAUUUUCUGGGGCUUUGUUGGGUGCCAAGUCUGAUGGCUUUGUUUACUUUUUUGAUUGGGAGAGUGGUAGCUUAGUAAGAAGAAUCGAUCUCAACGCUCGUGAAGUGGUUUGGUCUGAUAACGGCGAAUUGGUAAUGAUCAUUAAUACGGAGGAAGAACGUGGGGAUGAGGCUAGCGCAUACACUCUUGCUUUUGAUCGUUCACUUUACGAAGAAGCAGUCUCUCAAGGCAACGUUGACGAUGAAGAUGGGGCUGAAGAUGCCUUUGAAGUUCUCCAUGAACUGGAUGAACCAAUCGCUUCAGGUAAGUGGGUUGGUGACGUUUUCAUCUUCACUACAACCACGAACAGAUUGAAUUACUUUGUCGGUGGUAAGACUUACAACUUGACACACUUUUCAAAAGAGAUGUACUUGCUUGGGUAUCUUGCGAGAGAUAACAAAGUUUACUUGGCCGACAGAGAUACCCACAUUUAUGGUUAUGUGAUCUCCUUGGAAGUGUUGGAAUUCCAAACGUUGACGCUGAGAGGUGAGUUGCAGGAGGCUAUGGAGAGCAUCCUGCCCAAUAUAGAGGAUAAGGAGACACAACUGAAAAUCUCUAGAUUCUUGGAAGGCCAAGAGUAUUAUGAGGAAGCAUUAGAGGUCUCGCCAGACAAGGACCAACAAUUUGAUCUGGCCUUGAAGGUGGGCCGAUUGUCCCUAGCCCAUGACAUAUUGACCGACGAAGAUAGUGAUCUGAAAUGGAGGGCGCUGGGCGAUGCUUCGUUAGAGAAAUUUGAUUUCAAAUCUGCGAUUGAGGCAUACACCAAAGCUCACGACCUUGAAUCGCUGCUCUUACUUUACUCAUCAUUCAAUAACAGGGAUGGUCUAUUGACCUUAGGAGAAGAGGCUGAAAAACAAGGUAAAUACAACCUAGCUUUCAAAGCGCUAUGGCUAGCAGGUGACGUCAACGGUGCAAAGGACUUAUUAAUAAAGAAUGAGAGAUUUUCAGAGGCAGCAAUUUUAGGUCUCACAUAUGGGCUAAAGACAGACGACGUUAACAAUACUGUUAAGAAAUGGAAAGAUAGCUUAAUUGCGGAGGGUAAAGAAAAAACAGCGGAUAGAAUCCUCACGGUCGAGACAUCCAGCGUAACUGAAGCUCCAUUGAUUGACUUGAACUCUACCAGCAAAAACCAGGACGACAUUGAAGAGAGCAAACAAUCUGGCGGGGAAAAGGACCCGCUUGAAGAAAGAGAAAACACCGCAGAACCGGCGGAACCAGUGGAACCGGCGGAGGUAUCAGAGCCUAGCAAAGAAGAGAGCACAGAGGAAAGUCACGAAGCUACUGCUUGA
Molecule: messenger RNA, 2643 nt
Organism: Torulaspora globosa
Lineage: Eukaryota; Fungi; Ascomycota; Saccharomycetes; Saccharomycetales; Saccharomycetaceae
Gene: SEC27
Product: coatomer subunit beta'
Exons: 2
Coding region: 1-2643 (880 amino acids)
Biological process (GO): intra-Golgi vesicle-mediated transport; retrograde vesicle-mediated transport, Golgi to endoplasmic reticulum; endoplasmic reticulum to Golgi vesicle-mediated transport
Cellular component (GO): COPI vesicle coat
Molecular function (GO): structural molecule activity; protein binding
Source: RefSeq, a predicted model, not a curated record